AUGUUGUCUUAUUUCUGCAUGAAUGGGAUUCUUCUGAUCCUGUUUACAGGCCCCACAGUAUGGGGAUCAGUUGUGAAAGGAGAGGUGGGUCAGGAUGUCACUGUGCCCUGCUUUUACAGAGUUCAGAGUAGACAAGACAUCACAUCAGUGUGCUGGGGUCGUGACAGCUGCCCUGUUUCAAAAUGUUACCGGACCAUUAUCUGGACAGAUGGAUGGAAGGUGACAGAGCGGCACAGCAGCAGGUAUAUGUUGAAAGGGAACCUGCAGCUGGGCGACGUGUCCCUCACAAUCGUGGACGCCAAGGAGGCAGACAGUGGGGUAUACUGCUGCCGCGUGGAGAUCCCAGGGUGGUUCAAUGAUCAGACAAGUAAUCACAACGUUGUGAUAGUGAAAGCUAGGAUCUCUACUGCAAGUCCUCAUGCUUACACCUCUGAACAGACCUCAG
This is a messenger RNA of Eurypyga helias (sunbittern), 445 nucleotides long. RefSeq names its product hepatitis A virus cellular receptor 1 homolog. The transcript is spliced from 3 exons. The annotation marks the transcript as partial. The record is from RefSeq and is a predicted model, not a curated record. NCBI's taxonomy places the organism in Eukaryota, Metazoa, Chordata, Aves, Eurypygiformes, Eurypygidae.